Messenger RNA from Epinephelus lanceolatus (giant grouper), 7194 nucleotides. It is a transcript of the gene hook3, whose product is annotated as hook microtubule-tethering protein 3. Gene Ontology annotation, molecular function: microtubule binding; dynein light intermediate chain binding. The record is from RefSeq and is a predicted model, not a curated record. NCBI's taxonomy places the organism in Eukaryota, Metazoa, Chordata, Actinopteri, Perciformes, Serranidae. Gene Ontology annotation, cellular component: cytoplasm; centrosome. Gene Ontology annotation, biological process: cytoskeleton-dependent intracellular transport; cytoplasmic microtubule organization.
AUUGCGAGACACCCAGAGAUCUCGGGAGUACAUGAAGCCGACUGUUAACUUCAGGCUCUGUUCACCACACAAAGUCGGUUUACGUUAGGUAACGAUGACUACAACGGGGUCCUUGGAUCGAAUGGAGUUGUGUGAAAGCCUCCUGACAUGGAUCCAAACCUUUGGGGUGGAGGCUCCGUGCAAGACAGUAGAAGAUUUGACGAGUGGUAUAGCCAUGGCCCAGGCUCUACAGAAAAUAGACAUAGUGUAUUUUAAUGACGCUUGGAUUAGUAGAAUCAAGCCAGAGGUUGGGGACAACUGGAGGUUAAAGAUCAGCAAUCUAAAGAAAAUUCUGAAAGGCAUCCUAGACUAUAACCAGGAGAUCCUGGGCCAGCACAUUAACGACUUCACACUACCAGAUGUUAACCUUAUCGGAGAACACUCUGACGCAGCAGAACUUGGGAGGAUGCUGCAACUUAUACUGGGCUGUGCUGUCAACUGUGAACAGAAACAAGAGUACAUCCAGACCAUCAUGAUGAUGGAGGAGUCAGUGCAGCAUGUUGUCAUGACAGCCAUCCAAGAGCUGAUGAGUAAAGAGACUCCAGUGACGGGAGGAAACGACUCAUAUGUGGAUCUAGACAGACAGCUGAAGAAGACAGUAGAGGAGCUGAACGAUGCUUUGGCUACUAAGGAAGAGAUCGCCCAAAGGUGUCGUGAGCUUGACAUGCAGGUGGCUGCGCUGCAGGAGGAGAAGAGCAGUUUGCUAGCAGAAAACCAGGUCCUGAUGGAGAGACUUAACCAGUCUGACUCCAUAGAGGACAUAAACAGCCCAGCAGGACGCAGACACCUCCAGCUGCAGACACAACUGGAGCAACUACAGGAAGAGACCUUCAGGUUGGAGGCUUCAAAAGAUGACUACCGGAUCCGUUGUGAAGAGCUUGAAAAGGAGCUCUUGGAUGUGAAGUCGCAGAAUGAAGAGCUCGCGUCACUAGCUGACGAAGCCCAGUCUCUCAAGGAUGAGAUGGAUGUCCUCAGGCAUUCAUCAGACAAAGUGUCAAAGCUGGAGGGAACAGUGGAACACUACAAGAAGAAACUGGAGGAUAUGGGGCUUCUCAGGAGACAGAAUAAGCUAAUGGAGGAGAAGAACACAGUGUUAAUGCAGACCAACGUAGGUUUGGAAGAAGAGCUACGAAAAGCGAAUGCUGCCAAGGGCCAGCUGGAGACGUACAAGAGACAGGUGGUUGAACUUCAGAACAGACUGUCAGAAGAGUCUAAAAAGGCCGACAGGAUGGAGUUUGAGUAUAAACGCGUCAAAGAGAAAGUGGACUCUCUUCAAAAAGAAAAAGAUCGUAUGCGAACAGAGAGAGACUCCCUGAAGGAGACUAUUGAGGAGCUGCAUUGUGUCCAAGCCCAGGAGGGGCAGCUUACAUCAAGCUUGUUCCCGAUGGUCAGCAACGAUGGCACUGAUUCACUGGCUGCUGAGAUCACCACCCCAGAGAUUCGAGAACAUUUGAUUCGUCUCCAGCAUGAAAACAAGAUGCUGAAGCUGGCUCAGGAGGGAUCAGACAAUGAGAAGAUUGCACUGUUGCAGAGUCUACUGGAGGAUGCCAACAGAAGGAAAAAUGAGCUGGAGACGGAGAACAGAUUAAUCAAUCAGCGCCUGAUGGAGGAGCAGAGUCAGGUCGAGGAGCUACAGAAGAAUCUCCAAGAACAGGAUUCCAAAGCAGACGAUUCUUCCAUUCUGAAGAAGAAAUAUGAGGAGCACAUGGAGAAGCUACGAGAGUUGAACAACGAGUUACUGAAGAAAAAUGCCUUCAUCGACGAAAUGGAGCCGAAAUACAACUCCUCCUCCCAACGAGUGGACGAGCUGGAAGAGGCCUUGAAGAAGAAAGAUGAAGACAUGAAACAGAUGGAGGAGAGAUAUAAGAAAUACUUAGAAAAAGCCAAGAGCGUGAUCCGGACCCUGGACCCCAAGCAGAACCAGGGUUCAGGUCCAGAAGUCCAGGCCCUUAAGAACCAGCUGCAGGAGAAGGAGAGGAUGUUGCACUCAUUGGAGAAGGAGAUGGACAAGACAAAAACCCAGAGAGAUUACGAGGAGAAACUGAUUGUGUCAGCCUGGUACAACAUGGGUAUGUCUCUGCAGAAGAAGGCGGCUGAAGACAGACUCGCCAACACCGGUUCUGGUCAGUCCUUCCUGGCCCGGCAGAGACAAGCUACCAGCACACGCCGCUCCUACCCAGGCCACGUCCAGCCAGCUACCGCAAGGUAGAUGGCAACAGGGCAGAAAAUUACAGCGACAAACUACCUUACAGAUCUCCUGAACUUACAUACAGUAGAUGUGCCUUCUUUUGAGGCACACUAUUUUCAUUCAUUUCUAAUGGACUCUCUUGUUUCCCUGUAUUCUGCCUAUUGAUUUUCUGUUUUUUUUCUUCUUGAUCAGAUCCAUGAGGUAGAGAUGCCAGGCAAGACUGCCAAAAUCUCGCACCACUUUUUUUUUUUUUUCUGACUAAGCAUAUUUUACCCUGACUCCUGUGAUGCCAGGCUCCUACUCUUUUCACACCCCAGCAUAUUUAAUAGGGUCUGACUAAUCACCCCCAACACCUUCUCUCAACCACUGACCUUCCUCAACCUGUGCUCUGUGGCAAACCUCUGUCAGGCAGGUCAUUUGGAGUCAAAGGCGGAGAAGAAUCCCAUUUUCCCAACAAGAUACUGUCGUCUUUGUUUAGAGGAACUGCUCUGCCUGUUCAUGCAGUAUUUAUGCACAUCUCUACCUGUCAUAGCAUUUGAGGUUCAUCUUGUUUCUCAACUGGAGUUGACAGAUUUUCUGUCCUGCGUUAUCUGUUUUAACUCUUACGAUGUAGCUUUCAGCAGGCGACGGCAAUUUUCAUUCACGUGUGUCAGUGUUUGAAUUGUAUUUUUCAAAUGGGGAUAAGUUCUGCUUUGUCAUUGUGUUUUGAAUUUAGAUCAAUAUUGAGCAACAGAUACAUUGCAGCAUAGGAAGAUGCAUAGUCAUCACAUGUAAAUGUCCCAUUUGCUUGCUAAAUGGUCUUAAUGAUUUCAAAUAGGACGACAUGAUUUGGAAAAAACAGGUGACUGUUAGCUGGUAACAGUGCAGCAAUAAUUGUGAAUGGUAAAAAAAAAGUACUUCAGCUGUUAAAGCUGUUUCAGAAGGUGCAAUCCACAGCUAGCUAGAUUGUGGCAAAGAUCAAUGUGCUGCUGCAUAACUGUGUAGACUGGUUUUCAUUAUGUUUCUUACGGAGUCAACCAUCACGCAAACUGGGAAUGGCAUCAGUUAACACGGUUUUAGCUUUAUCAGCAUUUACCAGGUUGUCCAAGACAGCACCUUAUGUGCCAUAGUGUUCAAUUUAAAUAUGUGUACCACAGCAUUUGGUUGAUGUAUCCUUGCAACACUGCAGGCUUCCCUGAGAUAGUUGCUGAGGCUGUUUGGUUGCAAAAGGGAUUUGGUUUGUAGAUCUCUCUCAACGCCAAUAAGUCAACAAGGAGCAGUUAGUUAUUCAGUGUGACUUAUUGUCCAUAUCAUAUUAGGAUCAACUGAUCGUUAUCAUAGUGAAUUUUCAAUGUGCGUUAGAAGAUGUUUGAAAUAUUGCCUAUGUCACUUUAAAUAUAAAUCUCGAUGCUUGUUGCAGCUGUUCCUGUCCUCUUUAACUCAUUUACAGCUCCACUCUGUUUACAUUGUCAUUAGAAGCCUUGAAAUUAACCCUGUUUGUUUUCUGUGUACGUGCUCAGAUCGAGGCCAGAGUCUUAUCCUAACAGGCCCUGUCGUCUGACCGUUAUCUCUCUCUUUCCUCCCUCAACAGCAAUGUCACUGCAUGACUGGCACACCAGUGAGCUGGCCAAGCCUUGCGCGGCCUGGGCUAGGCCGAGGCACACGAUGCAUGAACUCCGUGCCUGCCUACUGUUUGCAUGACUUUGCAUUGACCUGCGAAUAACCAGCACACCAGCAGCAGCAGCAGCAGCAGCAUGAGCACUAACAACCUUCUGCAGUGUCAUGCAUUGUAACCUCCAGGCAAGGCCAGAAAUUAAAACUCCUUUCCCUCCCUCCUCCAGCUCCUUUCUCCUCAUGUCCUCUCCGUUCUCCUACUCUCCUUCAUCUCUCCUCACCCUUAUCUCUUCACGGACAUGCCUGCUUGUGCUUUCACACCGCAUCAAGUCUGUCGGAACUCAACUUAUGUUACAAACACCAAGGACAGGGGCAGAAAAUUGCAGCAUAGUCUCUCCAUCAGGCAGUUGAUCUAUUAAUAGGCCUUAGUGUGUAACUUGACGUUGGCUGGCUGCUUUGGGAUACCUCAAUGACAUAUUUCCACAUAUCUGUUACACUUACAUGGUUUGAGGAGAGUCUGAAUCAGUAUGAGAGAAAUAUUUGAGAGGUGUAACCUGCAAAUCAGUCUGCGCAACAACAAAAAAAAAUCCCCCCUUUAAACUUCUAAGUAUUUCCUGCAGUGGUUCUGCCCAGCCUCUCCUCAGCAUGUUGCUAGAUGGCCUCUUAGAAGUGGUUUUACCUCAAGUAUUAGUGAGUACAACAAGGAGAGCUUACGGGGCAUUACUGUGUCGCCCUGUAGGCUUUUGGACAGUUUGCAGUAGGAGCAUAGGAUGGCAAUUUUUUUUUAAUAAACAGCAUUGUUACAGAUAUGCUUUUAUACAGGUUAAAAGCCCUCAUUAAGCCUGCUUGCAGUUUUUCUUAAUGUCAGCAUAGCAUCUAUUUCUCGAUAAAACGCACAUGUAAUACACGUUUAUAUGGUGUUAUGUUAUUUGCCUAUGUAGCAAAUAACCUGUGGUGUAAUUGAGCCAAACACAACGAUGCAUUUUGUCCCACGUUAUACACAUUUUACUGUGAAACAUGAAUUUGAUUGAAUAGUUGCCUGAAACAAAAAAGAAUAAAAAAUGAGGACAUGAAGCUGUACGUUAGCUUGCGCAGGCUAAUGUGCAGUACAUUUUAUUAGCUUAAAGGGCUAACUAUUUUAAAAACCCAUAAAGGGAAAGGAUCCUGUCAGGCAGUUUGUAGAGACCCUGCAUUCCUUUUACAGUGUUACAGUGUUUUGUGAAUGCAGCUUAACCGAACAGUUAUGUGAAAACCACUUUUGGUAUUAAUAGAAGAAGCCCUGCUGACCAAGUUAUAGUAUCAGUAAUAAGGAAACUUAACUUGAUGUUGCUGUAAAUCAUUCUGUGUAGCUUUUUAAAAAAAAAUAAAUGUCUUAUUUAAAAUUUAUUUCAAGAAAACAAAAGUUAUGUCAACAAAAAAGGGUGAGAAAGACUGAAAAUUAAAACCUGGACCUAAGGAUAUGCAUGUUACAGGCAUAAGUGCAUACAUUUUUCAAAUAAGAGAGAUGGUUGAAUCCUCCCAUUUUAGUGCCUUUGUGUAAAAUAUGAUAUUAAUAAGACUGGCUGGUCUUUUUAGGACUGAAGGCAGCAAGGUGUCGCCUUUAAAGACCAGUUUUAUUGUGUUAUUUGAAAAGACAACAACAAAAAAAGUCAAAUUACGUCAGCUUAAUGAGGGCUUUUCUCUGUAUUUUAACCUUAUUUUACUCAUAAAUGUUAUAUUGUGUAACCUUGGUUUAAUUCAUGCCGUGCAUUUUUAUCUAAAUGGCUUAUUUAUUCUUUUGCCGCUUGUACAGCAGUGUUGUUACAUUUUUUUUAUAUUAGUAGUAUUAUUAUAUCACCACUUAUACUGUUACAGUGGAUGUGAAGUUUCCAUACGACAUCAAGAUACUGUUAAAUACUUGUCUUAUGCAACAAAAGGAGGAGAUGGUUUGAGAUGGUGUAGUGUUUGUCUCCAUCUCAUGAAAAUGACGGUGUCAUCUGAGAUCACUGAAAUGGAGAAAACAGUGCGAUUCCAUUUACCUCCAGUCUUUUCAGGAGUUUCAAAAAACUUGUUUGAAACUGAAUGUUUUCUCAUUGACUUAAAAAGCACAUUUUUACACUUUCAAUUCACUGUACUGUAGGUGAAUUUACUGUCACCCUACAAAUGAUCAUAUUUUCCAGUGUUUUAGCGACAGCAACAAAGACGGCGGCCAUGUUUAUGGGAGAAGGCUUAUUAGCUGUUGGGCAUUUGUAACUGCAACGUUAGCUCAGAUGUUUGGUUUACUUAUCUUGAUUAAAAAAUUCCACAUUUUGGCCUCCAAUAAAUUAGUUUCCCAGAAGUGAGAGGUGAAAUAACAUUUGCAGUAUGCAGCUGCUAAGUCAAUACGUGAUGUUUUGUCCAGUUCUCGACUCGUUUAUGUCCAAAGCUGUGUUUCGUAAACCACUUGCCAUUAACAUCUAGCUGUAAGUUAUAUUACACAGAGCUCUUUUAACCGUCCAUCCCCAGGAGUCAUUGGUUUGGUAAGAAAUCUGUAUAUAAUGGAACACAUCCACCCUGUGGUCGACCUGUUUAAAUUUAUAUCAGGGAUGUUGGGGAAACAUUUUCUGUUAUUUAAUAUCUCCCUAAGAGAAAGCAUAUUUCACUUUCCCCUUUAACCCCCCAUCAAGCCAGCCACUGUAUUUUGAUGCCUAUAUGUGUCUGUGUAUAUACUUAAUAUUACUGGCAUAUGAUGAGAUGCUGGGGGGAAAAUAUCUCAGUAAAAUAAACUUCAGAAGCCAGCUAGUUUGGGCCAUUUUCAGACCAUAUUAAUGUCAAUCUCUUAUAAAGAAGGAAAGGUAACAUCUCAAUGUACUGUUUAAGCUAUAACCCCAAAUCUUACUUUGAUAUUCAUGUUUGAGAACAAAAUCCUGAACAAAGAGUGCAGUUAUCUUUACAAAACCCGGUCAUAAUGUGGUGUAUUACUUACAUGCCUAAGCUAAAUGAGUACCCAGUGUUCCCCAGUGUUACUUGACUGCUAAUUGCACCGUCAAAAAGUGUAUUAGAGAAAUGAAACAAACAACACCAGGCUGUUCACAGGUCAGAAUCCUCUCACUAUGCGUGCAGUGUUUGCUGUAUUUUUUUACUCAUUGGAAAACUUUUCUUUACAUAUUGAAGUAGCAAAUAACCUUCCAUUUGCCAAGUUUUAUAUUGCUUGUAUACAAACACACUAUGUACAUACUAAAUGUGACAGUGGUAGAGGAGGUGUCGGGCCAUUUGAGCAAUGAGAAAAUGAAAACUCAUGUCAAGUUUGAUGGAUUUCAUAUAGCAUCUGUCCGACGAGGACCUAUUGAUGAAAAUGUGCUUCCUACACUGCAAAACUUGGAAAUGACAUUGUAAAUAAAGCUUGUAUAAAACAG